Molecule: messenger RNA, 885 nt
Organism: Podospora pseudopauciseta
Lineage: Eukaryota; Fungi; Ascomycota; Sordariomycetes; Sordariales; Podosporaceae
Exons: 1
Coding region: 1-885 (294 amino acids)
Source: RefSeq, a predicted model, not a curated record
AUGGCCUUCAUGCUCACAAACUCCCCCUACCUCCUCUCCCAAAUCUCCCUCGCCAGCUUCGUCCCCCACCUCACCCAACCCCACCAAGACGCCAAGCGACCCUACCACCCCGUCCCCGAAUCCGCCUUCACGAUCCAACCCGACGCGCUCUUCUCCGCCGAGCUCGACGCCAGCUCCAAAACCUUCCUCGACGUCCUCGCCACCAAGUUCGCGUCCUUUUCUGUGUCGUACAGCAAGUCGACCGUUCUCCGCAUCCUGGCCGACACGGGCAAGAUCUACUCCCUCAACAAACCGGACGAGCUCUUCCAGUCCAUCGUUUUUGGUCCCGAGACCGGGGGGGAGAUGCAGCGGUGGUUGGAGAACUGCCGGGUGAGGCGGUUGUCGCCGCAGUUCAUAACUGGUUUCAGGACGUUUGAGAAUGCUACUGUUGAGAGGGAGGAGGGGGGGUCGGGGGUUGGGGUUCAGGGGGGGGUUGCGAUACCGGUUGGGGCUGUCGGGGGAGAUUUGCUUGGGUUAACGGAUGUUGAGGUCAAGGGGGGGAGGGAGGGGAGGAAAGGGGUGAGGACUACGGUGAGGAAUGAGGGGGAGAGGAUAUAUGCUAUUGCUUAUCGGAAGGUGAAGAUUAGGGAGUUUUGGGGGGGGAGUGCGAGGCCGGAGUUGGGGGUUAGUAAUCGGUGGAAGGCAGUUGUUGAGGGGGUUGGUGGGAGGGGGGGUGAGGAGGAGGAGGGAGAGAGGGAGGUGUACCUUGGGGCUGGGCUGGCGGAGGGUACGGGGCAGGGGGCUGAGGCGCUUUUUGAGGCGAAGAGUGUGGAUGGGGAGAGGGUUGUUUUUGGGUGGGCUUGUGAGUCUGAUGUGUCGUCGGAUGAGGAUGAUAGUGAUUCUUGA